GAUUUACUGGGGGCUCUGGGGGAGUCCCAACCCGGCCCCAAAUUCCUGAGCGCCGAGGGCACUGGCUUUCGCCGCCGGAUCCGGGCUCCCAGACUUUACACCUGGAGUUCCAAUCGGGCCUGAGCUGCCGGGGCGGCGGAGGCGGAGAUGGCGGAGGGCGGUGGGUCGCGACGCGGAGUCAGAGCCCGGCCUUGACGGAGCAUCCGGGGCUCCCGAGGGCUGUAUCCUCAGGAGGUGUCCCGUCUUGCUGGUUCGGCAAGCCUGAUAAGCAUGAAGCUUCUGUCUUUGGUGGUCUUGGUCGGGGGUUUGCUGGUGCCCCCAGCUCAAGCCAACAAGAGUUCUGAAGAUAUCCGGUGCAAAUGCAUCUGUCCACCUUAUAGAAACAUCAGUGGGCACAUUUACAACCAGAAUGUGUCUCAGAAGGACUGCAACUGCCUGCACGUGGUGGAGCCCAUGCCCGUGCCCGGCCACGACGUGGAGGCCUACUGCCUGCUGUGUGAGUGCAAGUACGAGGAGCGCAGCACGACCACCAUCAAGGUCAUCAUUGUCAUCUACCUGUCUGUGGUGGGGGCCCUUUUGCUGUACAUGGCCUUCCUGAUGCUGGUGGACCCUCUGAUUCGAAAACCAGAUGCUUACACAGAACAACUGCACAAUGAAGAGGAGAAUGAGGAUGCUCGGUCCCUGGCAGCGGCUGCUGCAUCCCUCAGUGGCCCCCGAGCAAACACCGUCCUGGAGCGUGUGGAGGGUGCUCAGCAGCGGUGGAAGCUGCAGGUGCAGGAGCAGCGGAAGACAGUUUUCGAUCGGCACAAGAUGCUCAGCUAGAGGGGCAGCACGGUCAAGUCAAGGACCCAGGCCGUGGCUGCCAACUUCCAGAGUUGGAAGGAGCCGGGGGCCGCUUCCUCUUUUGCCUCAGCCAGUCUUCCCUGGGUCUUCCCUGUAAAAGCUCAUGGCAUUUUCCCCUGUCUCCCUGUUUGGAAAUGUUAUACCUGACCGUGUUAAUUAGGGACUGUGAUGGGGUCUCUGAUCUCUUGUCUCCUCGGAUCUUUGGGCUAGAGGGGCAGGGGGAAGGAAGUCCAGAAAGGAAUGGAGAAUAUCCAAGGUGGCCUCAGGGUUGGGUGGCAUCUGUCCCUCUUGGCUCCACCUUUGCUACCCCUUCCAGCUCCACAUCAUGGAGAUGUCAUUGCCCUUUGCAAGAUGAAGCUGUGUCAUCAAGAACUCAGUGUUUGGGAGGGAGCAGGACCCAGCAUUCUGCGGGUGCUCCUGUCUGCUGCGGCUCUUCCUCCCACCUCCCUUCCAGCCCCGGUACCUCUGCCCUGGCCUAGCUGGCCCCAGCCCUCAGGAUCGGCACUGGUGGGCGAGCCCGUGCCACUGAGCUCACAGAGGUCUUCAGGGCAUUCUGGAAGCUUGGCUCCUUCUCCCUGGCCUCCUUGUCCCGGAUGCAUGGCGGUGCCCGUGC
Messenger RNA from Urocitellus parryii (Arctic ground squirrel), 1456 nucleotides. It is a transcript of the gene Tmem9, whose product is annotated as transmembrane protein 9. The record is from RefSeq and is a predicted model, not a curated record. NCBI's taxonomy places the organism in Eukaryota, Metazoa, Chordata, Mammalia, Rodentia, Sciuridae. Gene Ontology annotation, cellular component: lysosomal membrane.